Molecule: messenger RNA, 1203 nt
Organism: Agrilus planipennis (emerald ash borer)
Lineage: Eukaryota; Metazoa; Arthropoda; Insecta; Coleoptera; Buprestidae
Product: fatty acyl-CoA reductase 1-like
Exons: 4
Coding region: 1-603 (200 amino acids)
Biological process (GO): long-chain fatty-acyl-CoA metabolic process
Cellular component (GO): peroxisome
Molecular function (GO): alcohol-forming very long-chain fatty acyl-CoA reductase (NADP+) activity
Source: RefSeq, a predicted model, not a curated record
AUGGCGUUGCUCAAGAAUUACUGGCAAUUGUUCGGAAAGCUAAGAGAAGCUCAGGGAAACAUCGCUUUUAAUAAAUUAGAAGCAAUAAGUGGUGACGUGACGGAUCUGAAUUUGGGCAUUUCGGAAAAAGACAGGAAAAAGUUAACAGAAGAAGUUGAAAUCGUUUACCACUGUGCUGCAACAAUAAGAUUUGAUGUCCAUUUGAAACAGGCGAUUAUUAUUAACGUCAGGGGUACCAAGUAUAUGUUGGACUUGGCCAAAGAAAUGAAAAAACUAAAGCUGUUUGUCCACGUUUCCACAGCUUACUGUCAUCUCCAAGAAAAAGUAUUGUACGAAAAAUCUUAUCCUCCACCUGCAGACCCUAACAUAAUGAUCAAGUUGGCUGAAUGGCUAAAUGAAGACAUUAUAGGUUCAAUCCAAGACAAGGUUUUGGGAAAUUAUCCCAACACUUACGCUUAUACCAAAGCUUUAGGUGAAGGCUUAGUGGACCAAGAAAUUGGUAAACUACCCGUUACAAUAUUAAGACCAUCUGUUGGUAAGUAUAUAAUUUAUUUAUUCAGAAAACAUCCGAUUUUACUACUUAAUUAUCGGUUAACCUCAUAAUAAAAAUGACCUAGCGCCAGAAAUUUUUAAGUACAUUCCAUACAAUUGACUCAAUGUUAAAGUACGUUGCAUGUACCCAAAUUUAUAUAAUUUAGUAGACAUGGUGCAAUAAUUACAGGAUGUAGUAAUAAACACCAAAUUCUAAACUUUGACCUUCGUAAUUUCCAAAUAUAUCUACCUAUGCUCACUUACUUUCUUCAACUGAACUUCAAAGAAUACGGAAAGUAGAUUUUACAUUCUGCUAUCACAUUCAUCGUUAUUAUCCUUGAGUAAUGGGUCGAGAAGAUUUAUUUUAAUAAAUCAGAAAACUAUUUCAGAAAAUUUAGCAAAAAUUUCAGUGAGUCAGUCGUAACCUAGUUUCGGUUUUAACGAACUAAUAUUCCUUUGUAAAAUGUAGUUUUAAAUUUUAUAUAUUUCAAGCCUUCGACAAACUGUGGUGGUUAUAUAGAGAAACAAUUCUCUAUAAAAAAACAGAUUCAAAUAAAAUUGACUGACUAUUUUAGAAUGGAAAAUGUAUUAGACUAGCGAUCCGCCCCGGCUUCGCACGGGUGCAAUGCUGAUACUAAAUAUACUACAGAAUGUCUUUAUUUAUAUACAACA